GAAACCCGCCAAAACUUGCACAAAGCGAAAGGCAAAAGGAAACGCGAGCCAUCACUCUUGUCUUGCUGCGUCAUCACCUCGCACGAUGGGGCCGCGCACUACCCGCGCGACCGCGGCAGCCAAACGGCGUGCUGCUAGCAAAAUGGUGCCGUCUACACGUGCUUCCCACCGCCAAAAAGCUGCAGAGGGAGAAGAGUUCAAAGCGGAGGACCCAGACUCGGACCACGUGCUGGAACAACAGACUCAGAAUCAGACGCCACAGAGAACCCAAACCAGACGUGCCACUGCCUCGGACGAGGUGUUUUCUGGCAACUAUUUAGCGCAAGCAGGACGCAACUCGUCCACACUGAGCAAAAAACUGAAAGAAAUGUUGCAAGCACUGCAAAACACAUCAAGCAAACUGCAACAAUGCGAAGACGGAGUGGUGGAUGUUCAUGCAACACGCAAGCUGCAACUCGUGGCGGCCGAGCUACUGCAGAACAAGCUACUGCAACACCAGGACAAACUCGCCCGAUCCCUUGUUGCCUGUUGCCUGGUGGAAAUCAUGCGCGUAGCAUCCCCGGACUCGCCUUUUAGCUCCGAUGAGGACCUCUAUCGGGUCUUUAAACUUCUUAUCGAGCAGAUCCGAGCUCUAUCCACAGAACAAACCACGACGACGAGAGAUUUGCACCAUUUCCACGUGCUGGAGAGUCUGGCAACAGUGAAAUCCUGUCUAUUGGUGGUCGAUUUGGACUUUACCACCGAAGAAAACGAGCCGAGAGUGAUGGUCGAAUUGUUCGAAGCGCUUUUUGCCACUCUUCGCGCAGACCACUCGGCCAAAAUGGAAAACCUGAUGCUCAGUAUCAUGGUGGCGUGUGUCGAAGAGAGCGACGAGGUGGAAUUGCCACUUCUGGAUGUAAUUUUGCGGCCACUGGUGAAUGCGGCAACUUCUGAUGAGAAUGAUGGUCAGAAUACUGCAACAAGUCCAUCACAUAUGGCAAAGGAACUGAUUCGCCGCACCAGCGAAAAUUUGCAAACCCCAUUGUCAAAUUUCUUCAACAAUAUUCUAGUUGACGGACCCCGUUCCCCAAACUCUUCGGAGCUCAGGGAGCACGUGUACACGCUCAUCUACGAAGUGCACAAGCUGAGCCCGUCUUUGUUGCUCAAUGUGCUUCCGAACGUGUGUCUGCAACUGCAAGUGGACGAGGUGGCAACUCGCUCGGACGCGAUCGCUCUGAUGGGGAAGAUCUUCGCGUCGUCGCAGGCCGAGUACGGCCACCACCAGUACAUGAAGAACUUCCGCGACUUUCUGGGUCGAUUCCGCGAUGCCAGCAAGGAGAUCCGCCUGCAAAUGAUUCAAGCCAGUGUGGCGAUCUGGACGCAGCAGCCAGACCUGGCGGAUCUACUGGAGAGGGAGUUCAUCCUGCGGCUAAGCGACGUGGAGUGGGAAGUGCGGCAGCUUGUGGUGCACGAACUGUGCGACUUUGCAGCGAAUCACCUGGACCUCAUCAGCGAGGAGUGUCUCCGAGCAGUGGGCGAGCGCAUGAAGGACAAGAGAGUCGUGCUGAGGAAGGAAACCAUGACGGGGCUGAGUCAGGUCUUCAGCGCGCACAUUUCGUCGUACUGGGGCGACGAGGACGAGCGAGUUCUGUCGCUGACGCAGCGCCAUAUCCCGACGGGAAACAUCAAGAAGCUCGGCUGGAUCCCGGACUUUGUGCUGAAAUGCUACGCGUACCCGCAGCAAGAGCUGAAGCUCCGUGUGGUUCAACUGCUGGACGACUUUCUGCUGCCCAAGGCGCUGUCCGAAGCCACGCGAGCGAACGGACUGCUGUUCCUCUUCCACUCGCUCGAUGCCACGUCGAGAGAAGCUCUGCGUCGAGUCUUAAGUGAACGCGCCAAGUGCCAGCAAGUCUGUCGGACGUUCGUCGAGUUCAAAGUUACGAGUCGACACAAAGGACGGGCCUCUGGAGGCGACGAAGCAGCUCUGGAGCAGGCGAAGCAACAGCUGUGCGACGGACUGGCUCCUCUGUUCUCGGAUGUCUCUAAACUGGACAAACUAGUGGAGCAGCUGUCCACGUGGAAGGAUCACAGCGCGUUCAAGCACUUGGGCGACUUGUGCGACUUCUCCAAGACGCAACGAGAAGCUCGCGAGGCGAGGGAUCAGCUGGUGCGCUGUGUUGGGUCCAAGACGCCGUUGGGCGAGUUCCUCAAGAAGCUCUGCCGCAAGCUGUCGCUGCUGACGAUGAGUCAGAAGUCCGUUGCUGUCUUGUUGGAGUUUUUGGUGCUGAAAGAGGCUCGAGUGGCGAGGGAGAACCGCAGUGUUGUGGACUUGCUGGUGAUGGCGUCAGGAGAGCUGCCCGAACUGUUCGCGCCAUUUGUCCGCGACGAGAUAGCGGCAGUUCUAGUUGACAGCAAGGGGGAUGUAUCCGGCGAAGAAGACGAGGACGAGACGGCGCCGAAGGACCCGCGCGUGAUCCUUGGAGCGCUGCACGUGCUGGCCAAUUACUCGCGUCAUUGGGCGGCUACCAGUGGUCCAGGAGACGACGAAGACCGCAACACGCCGUCUGCAGAGCUAUCACAGCAGCUCGAGAACUUUUGUCUUGGGGACAGCGACGUGGAAGCGCAGAACUUUAACGCGGCCAAGGAAAGUCGAGCAGCCGAGUUGGCAGCGUAUGCCAUCGCGCACUUUUACGAGCGAGCAGAGACGACAGCGCAACUUGUCGGCAGGCUGUGCUCCAAGACGAAACCCAAGUCGGGAGCGUUGCCGGCGUUGCAGAGUCUCGAGGUCUUGACGAAGCACUGCAGCCACGUGUUGACAGAGGACGGCGAGCUGUUCUCCUGCCUGUGGACGAACUUAGUCGACGAUGUGAUCGGGAAGGGCGACCAAGUGUCGACGUCAGGCUCAUCGGCGGCCAAAGACCGGACACCGAAGGGCAGUAGGUCGACAGCUGCGAAGCUCGUGGAAGUGCGCUGCGCAGCCGUCAAAGUGGCGGUGAACCUGCUCGUGUAUUGCUGGUCUCCUGCCUUCCAGCAAGAAGCCUCGACGCUGAUCCAGCUGCUGUUUGGCGUCUUACACUCGGACGGGAAGACGUUCGCUUCGACUCCUGCGCAGACGGCUGCGCUCCGAGCUACGGCGUCGUGUGGCUUGAUGAAGAUCGUGCGCAAUCGACAGCUAGAAGCCUCGCUCUCUCUGUCUGAGUGGCAUACACUGGGCUGGACGCUUCAAGACUCGAGCGAGGAUGUUCGUCGCAAGUUCCUGAAAAAGCUGACGUCGCACUUAGUGAAGCACCUCGGUCAGCACCCGCACAAGUACCUCAGCUACUUGGCGCUGGCGGCCACAGAUGCCAGCCCCAGUGUGAAGAAAAGCGCCAAAAGUUUACUCAAGUUGGCGGUAGAACGCAUGCGCCACUUGUUCGACGCCGCGUCGUCUCGAGACUCAACGUCAAACCCUGGACGGAUGGCGGCUCUGAUGGUGCCGGAGUACGCGUUGCCCUACGUCAUCCACCUCCUGGCCCACCAUCCUUCCUUCCCAGUGAAGCUGGUGGAGAGAACGUCGACUGUUGAGGUGCUAUCCAGCGCUCUGUGGGCCGAUCAGUUGGCCUACCUGAGCUUCUUCCUCGACGGAUUGGUGGCGACGAACGCAGCGGCGGCAGACAAUAUCGCGUUCCUGCUGCAGAUGCUGACCAAACUCUCGCAGUGUCACGACGUGGCAGCCCCCAGCGACAUCAAUAUCUACCCUCUCAUCGACAGCGCGGCGGUGCUACUCAAGAAGAGGAUCAAGAGUCAGUCCAACUUGAAGCCGUUCCCAGGCAAGAUUUUCCUGCCCAAGCAUCUCUACAGUCCCGGGAGACCGAGCACACUCGCGACGCCCGGUGGGAGGAAAGAACCGGAAGCGCCAGAGUCGCUGGGGACGCAUACGGCAUCCCCUCACUGA
Messenger RNA from Phytophthora infestans T30-4, 3913 nucleotides. Its product is annotated as sister chromatid cohesion protein PDS5. Gene Ontology annotation, biological process: DNA repair; mitotic sister chromatid cohesion. Gene Ontology annotation, cellular component: chromatin; nucleus. The transcript has 2 exons. The record is from RefSeq and is a predicted model, not a curated record. The coding region runs from base 86 to 3913 and encodes 1275 amino acids. NCBI's taxonomy places the organism in Eukaryota, Oomycota, Peronosporomycetes, Peronosporales, Peronosporaceae.